AUGAAAAGCACACCUCUGAUUAUCAAUUGGCAUGACCAGAACGCCCCAGUCUAUUCCGCACAUUUCGAGCAGUCAGGCAAGGGGCGGCUGGCUACGGCUGGAGGGGACAACAACGUCAGGAUAUGGAAAGUCGAGGGCAACGGCGAGGAUCGCAAGGUCGAGUACCUGUCCACCUUGUCCAAGCACACACAGGCAGUCAACGUUGUACGAUGGUCACCCAAGGGAGAUAUGCUCGCAUCCGCGGGUGACGACGGCAAUGUUAUCCUCUGGGUGCCCGCCGAGCACCAUACCGGUCCAGCAUUCGGCAACGAGGGCCUCGAAGACAAGGAGACAUGGCGAACCAAACACAUGUGCCGCUCGAGUGGCUCUGAGAUAUACGACUUGGCAUGGUCGCCCGAUGGUACAUACUUCAUCAUCGGCAGCAUGGACAACAUCACGCGCAUCUACAACGCCAGCUCCGGCGUCUUGAUCCGUCAAAUCGCCGAGCAUAGCCACUACGUGCAAGGCGUGACGUGGGACCCCUUGAACGAGUUCGUCGCCACACAGUCGUCAGAUCGAUCCGUUCACGUCUAUUCUCUCAAAACGAAAGACGGACAGUACACUUUGAGCGGUUCACACGACGACAAACCAUCCAAGAUCGCGAGCCACAACAAGAGUGAACUGCCGCCACGGCGCAUAUCAUCCAGCAGUCCGGCGCCUCCUGAGUUCGGCUUCCGCUCCACCUACCUGGCCGUGGAUGGCACUGCUGGCUCACCCGUGCCGUCCGCUCCCGGAACGCCGACCUCCAUUGCGCUUCCUAUGAACCCGCCCAGUGUCAUCAGCCACAGCCGGCGAUCUUCCUUCUCUUCCUCGGCAAGGAGGUCCCCCUCCCCCGCACCGUCCAUGCCUCUGCCGGGCCGUCAUGCCGAUGGAACCGUCUCCAAAGCCACAUGCCUCUGCGAACCCGAGUCAUGGUACCAAGAAACGCCAGCCUGGCAGUAUCAAAGCCAGCACGUCGCUGACGCCAAAUCUACCUACGAAGUUACGAACACCGUCUACAUCUACAGCAGGGGCGGCAUCAACAAGGCGCCGGUUGCCCAUCUGCCAGGCCACAAGAAGCCGUCGGUGGUCGUCAAGUGCUCACCCAUCUUUUACACCAUGCGAACGGCGCCUGUAGUAACGAAAAACAUCACCAUUGACACGUCGUCGGCAGAAGAACCUAUUCCAGCUUUGCCAGAGCCCGUUUCCAAUCAGUCUCCCGGGUCAUCCGUCAUGGACCCGCCGCCGCCACCUGGGUCAUCCUCAGAACAGCAGGCGUCGAGUGCGACACAGGUCAGGCCGAGCACAGAAAGCCCUGUAGCAGCACCUGGGCCGAAGGCUGCCUUCGCCCUGCCUUAUCGUAUGAUUUACGCCGUCGGCACACAAGACUCCGUCCUGCUCUAUGAUACACAGCAACAGACGCCCAUCUGUGUCGUCAGUAACCUUCACUUGGCGACAUUCACAGAUUUGGCCUGGUCAAGUGACGGUCUGACGCUGCUCAUCACUUCAUCUGACGGAUUUUGUUCAACUCUCUCCUUUUCCCCUGGGGAGCUCGGCCAAGUUUAUCAGGGCGAGGUGCCGACGGCGAAGAAUCCUGUGCUCGGCGCCACUCCUUCCUCGAACCAGAACACACCCGUGCCGACGCCUACCUCGGUCUUCGCUCCACCAUCACCUUUCCCCAAUAAUGGUCUGCCACAACAGCAGCGGACUCCGGCGGGCGCAAUGACAGCGCCAUCACCGCCAUCCCAUGCAGGCUUUGCCAAUCCUCCUCCUCAGUCACCCGCUCGGUCAAACUCGACAUCGUCCGUCGCCACGCAGUCGUCUGCGGCGCAACCAGGAGUCACGACGAAUCCAUCCCUGAUCGUUGGUAGUAUGCCCAGUAUCACAGCCACCAACUCGGGUAAGAUUACAGGGGUGCCGCUGACGACGCCGCCCGAAACCCCCAGCACAGCUGCCACGCAGCCCAGUGGUGUCAAGCGGGAAGCCAGCGACGGGGACAAGGACGGAAGCCAGCCCAAGAAGAGACGAAUCGCCCCCACGCUUGUUGAAGAGAAGAAGCCUUGA
Messenger RNA from Verticillium alfalfae VaMs.102, 2082 nucleotides. Its product is annotated as chromatin assembly factor 1 subunit B. Gene Ontology annotation, cellular component: nucleus; CAF-1 complex. NCBI's taxonomy places the organism in Eukaryota, Fungi, Ascomycota, Sordariomycetes, Glomerellales, Plectosphaerellaceae. Gene Ontology annotation, molecular function: protein binding. The record is from RefSeq and is a predicted model, not a curated record. The coding region runs from base 1 to 2082 and encodes 693 amino acids. The transcript has 5 exons. Gene Ontology annotation, biological process: DNA replication-dependent chromatin assembly; carbohydrate metabolic process; nucleosome assembly.